Molecule: messenger RNA, 4553 nt
Organism: Paramormyrops kingsleyae
Lineage: Eukaryota; Metazoa; Chordata; Actinopteri; Osteoglossiformes; Mormyridae
Product: kelch-like protein 12
Biological process (GO): protein monoubiquitination; COPII vesicle coat assembly
Cellular component (GO): COPII-coated ER to Golgi transport vesicle
Molecular function (GO): protein binding
Source: RefSeq, a predicted model, not a curated record
CGCGCCCCGGCGCGCGCCGAGUAUGACGUAGCUGUAUUGGUGUUUGCCCGUGAGAACGUUUUCCUCUGUGGGUGUAAGAGGCAGAUCCAGUCCGGAAUGCUCGAAUUACACAUAUAAAACCCUGAAUGUAUUUUCGAAAAAUAAAACAACAAAAAGCCGCGUAGGUUCGCCUUAGUUUGUGGUGACUUUCAGUGAAAACGUAACCUUAAUCUGGUACAGGCCGCCGGGAGAACGUACCAGCAUUCGGAGUGGUGGUCUCGACGGAGAAUGAAGCACAAUCAUCGGCUUCUGUAACUGCAAAAUUCCGGACGUCUUGAUUACUGCAGUUUUGACAUUCAGAAUGGCCAAGCUGCUGAGAGAAAGAUAAAGCUUUUCAUUUUUGUUGCUAAAGGUAAUACCUGCGUAGUCGCAUAUUGCAUAUUCGCUUACCUAUAUAUGGCCGCUUAAGACUUGGUUAGUGAAUUUUGCAUUAAAUAUGAUGUUUUUAGAAGAGCUCGCAGAACAGACACUAAACAAUUGUGGUUGAAGGUUCAUAGGUAAUAUUCAUAUACCUAAAUAAAUGGGCGGGAUCAGUACUCCUCUUUCAUAAGGACUUCUACCUGUCUCUAUAUUAAAUAAGAAAUACAAUAUUAUAUAAUAUAAAAAAAAUAAUGACACACAUUAAGAAUCUUACAUACUUGGUGAUUGAGUAGUUUGAGCUUCAUAGAUCCAUGAACUGUCAUUACAUGGCAUUUCUGGUUAAAUGUUAAUUUUUGCUGAAAGUCCGUAGUUGGCCUUAGUAGACCCAAAUGAACAGACAGGACCAGUAUUUUUGCUCCACACAGAUUUCUCUUCCCUGUCUCUCCAUGGCCUUUUGUGGGGCAUUAGCUCAGGCCCCGAGGUCAGGUUCCCUGGGCUCCCUUCCCCACACCAGCAUGGCCCCCAAAGAUAUCAUGACGAACUCCCACGCCAAGUCCAUCCUGAAUGCCAUGAAUGCCCUGCGCAAGAGCAACACCCUCUGUGACAUCACGCUGAGGGUGGAGAACACAGACUUUCCUGCCCAUCGCAUUGUCCUGGCUGCCUGCAGCGACUACUUCUGUGCCAUGUUCACCAGUGAGCUUUCGGAGAAAGGGAAGUCCUUCGUAGAUAUCCAGGGGUUGACAGCUUCUACUAUGGAGAUCCUACUGGAUUUUGUUUAUACAGAGACAGUUCUAGUGACUGUGGAGAACGUGCAGGAGCUGCUUCCAGCUGCCUGCUUACUGCAGCUGAAAGGGGUGAAGCGAGCUUGCUGUGAUUUUCUGGAAAGCCAGCUGGACCCAUCCAACUGCCUGGGCAUCCGCGAUUUCGCAGAGACACACAACUGCCUGGACCUGAUGCAGGCUGCUGAGCUCUUCUCCCAGAAGCACUUCGCAGAGGUAGUUCAACAUGAGGAAUUCAUGCUGCUCAGCCAGGAGGAAGUGGAGAAGCUCAUCAAGUGCGACGAGAUCCAGGUGGACUCUGAGGAGCCCGUGUUUGAGGCUGUGCUGAACUGGGUGAAGCACAAGCGGAAGGAGAGGGAGCCCUUCCUGCCUGACAUGCUGGAGCAUGUGCGCAUGCCCCUACUCACACCUCGCUACAUCACAGACGUCAUCGAUGCAGAGCCCCUAAUCCGAUGCAGCCUUCCUUGUCGAGACCUUGUGGACGAAGCCAAGAAGUUUCAUUUGAGGCCAGAAUUAAGGAGUGAAAUGCAAGGACCUCGGACUCAAGCACGACUAGGAGCAAAAGAGGUUCUUCUGGUGAUUGGAGGAUUCGGCAGCCAGCAGUCACCUAUCGAUGUUGUGGAAAAAUACGACCCCAAGACACAGGAAUGGAGCUUUCUUCCAAAUAUUGCCCGGAAGCGCCGCUACGUGGCUACUGUGUCGCUAAAUGACCGGGUGUACGUCAUCGGCGGCUAUGACGGGCGGUCUCGCCUCAGCUCCGUGGAGUGUCUGGACUACACAGCAGACGAGGACGGGGUGUGGUACACGGUCGCCACCAUGAACGUGCGGCGUGGCCUAGCAGGGGCGACUACCCUGGGAGACAUGAUUUACGUGGCUGGGGGGUUUGAUGGCAGCCGUCGCCAUACCAGCAUGGAGCGAUAUGACCCCAACAUUGACCAGUGGAGCAUGCUGGGAGAUAUGCAGACGGCCAGAGAAGGGGCUGGGCUGGUAGUUGCCAGUGGACUCAUUUACUGCCUCGGGGGCUAUGAUGGACUGAAUAUACUGAACUCGGUAGAGAGGUAUGACCCUCACACGGGACACUGGACAAACGUAACCCCUAUGGCCACCAAACGCUCAGGGGCCGGCGUGGCCUUGCUCAAUGACCACAUUUACGUCGUGGGAGGCUUCGAUGGCACGGCCCACCUUGCUUCUGUGGAGGUCUACAACAUCCGGACAGACUACUGGACCACUGUGUCAAGCAUGACCACACCGCGCUGCUAUGUGGGAGCCACCGUGCUUCGAGGCCGGCUGUAUGCCAUCGCUGGGUAUGAUGGGAACUCCUUGCUCUCCAGCAUUGAAUGCUAUGACCCCGUGAUUGACAGCUGGGAGGUGGUGACGUCCAUGGCAACCCAGCGAUGCGACGCUGGCGUGUGCGUGCUGCGGGAGAAGUGAACAAUUCAGGAACGCCACCUGCCUCACGGCAGAAAGGAUAAACGAUCUGAUCAGGCACAGAGCAUUGUUGGAUGACGCAUGGUAGUAGGUCCUGCCAUGAAAUGUGUUUGUUCUGUGUUGGAGGUCAAUGUGCUCUCUUCCCUAAUCUGCUUCCACUCCAGCCAGCACCUUUGUGGGACUCCCUGCUUCCCCUGUGCACUGAUGUAAUGCUGUCAUGAGAUUCCUUUUGAGAACAAAGGGGAGGAGAGCUGCGUGUUGAGCUUGUUCAGUUUCAUUCCCUAAGUUGCGGUCCUCUCCAGCACCAUGCAGCCCCCACGUCUGGCCUUUGCUGAGUGGCUGUCCUAGAUUCUGAAUCAGCUCUGUGUGUCUUUACUGCCCUCAUAAAACACGACAGCCUUGAAGCUCAAGCCUCACUCGUGGAGACAGACUCUAGCAGCCGUGCCCUAGGACCGCUGUUCAUGUAGGACUAGAUGUCACUGAUCAUUUUAAUGUUUUUUUUUUAUUUUUAAAAACAGUCGUCAUACUUCUAAGUAUGUGACAUCCUCAGCUGUGUCUUUCUGGGUUGUGAGCAAAUUCGUAUUAAUUUUUUUCCAUGUAAUUGUGCUGGGGUAGGAUUUAAAAAUAAAUGACGGAAGUAAAUAAUGCUGUGUUUGCAUUUUGUAAGAUGAAACUACUUAAAGGCAGAUAGUUGCAGAUGAACUCUGCUUUGCUGCAACAACAGUGAACCGGAUUAAAACUUUCAGCUAUAUCUAGGGAGUUAUAGGUAUUGGCCAUAUACUUGGAAGCUGAUUCACUAGUUGGAGAGUGAGCUGGCCAUCCUUACAUCCUUAUAUAAUAAAGUUCUGAUGUGGACACCUCUAUGCACACUUUUCAUAUUAACAUUACCUACAUGAAAUGGUGGUCUGGCCACUCUGUCUCCCCCCCCCCCCGGAACAGGUAACCUGCCAACAGUUAUGACCUGAGACCAGGGUGCUGCAUUCUACGAAAGCACUGAGCAGGGGACGUUAAGUCAUGUGCCACAACAUGGAUGAUAUAUGUUUACUUUGUACAAUAGUAUUUUAUGGGCACUAUCUCUUGUUUAUUAUCUUGUUAUUGUGCUAUAUGGAUUAGUAUCUGUUUGUUAUCCUCCAGAGACUGCAUGAAAUCUGAGAAUGGUUGCAUCCUGUGCAUUUCUGCAUGCAUUCAUCUUAAUACUAAAAAAGAGGUUUGGUGUAACACUGGCCUCAGUUGACCUGUGAAAAUGUAUAAUAGUGUACAAUAUACAUGUAGUAUAUGGUAUCUAACAGGCAUCUUCAUCAGAGCUGAAAGUACAAGAGGCUACGUUGCUUACCUUGCAUCUCCUUUGAUAAGCCUAUUGCACUUUUGUAAAUAUGUGAACUAUAUGACACAAUAUAAGGUACCAAAUUUAGUCCUGAGUCAUUCAAAGAGAAAGCAGAUAUGGGAAAUUUCUUAGCAAGGAAUCAAGGAAAAGUGAACAUAUGCAUUAAAGAUGUAGGGCUGAAUGUGUACUAUUUUUCUGCGUUCUUAUUUUUGGUCAAUAUUUGUAAUGUUGAAAGACUGCAUUUUUUUCCACAAACAUCAUUUACGGAUCAGUAAUUUAAAGGUGGUCUGUAAAUGUUUUUAACUUGACAAAAUUCCUUAUAGCAAAGGUGGUUUCAUGGGAGUAUUGCAAUAAAGCAAUGUCACCCCUGGGGAACAUGGUCCCUAAACCAAAAUGUCACCCCUGGGGAACAUGGUCCCUAAACCAAAAUGUCACCCCUGCUGCUCACGUGCUGCUGUUUUGAGGUCUGCUGUGUACUACACAUAGAUUUCCUGAAAGUGCAAAAACAUGUUUUAAGUUUUGUCUAUGUUGUGGUUGCUUAAGAUGCAAGGCUAAGUAAAGGUGUUCUUUUGAAAUGUAAAAUUCUUACUAUGAAUAAAUUUCUGCUACUUUCAUAUCUGUUA